AAGGGAGAUCUGGAAAUGACAGGCGGAUAAACAAGCUCGUAGACAGAGACAGAAAAAGAGAGGGGGAAUAGCGAGAGAAAGAGAAAGGGUGUGAGUGAGGGAGGGUAGACAAUUGGAAGGAUUAGAGACCAAUAAUCAGAUAGAAACAGAACAGCAGACAGAAGACAGAGACAAGAAGGGAUGGCAGGAGAGAUAAAGACAAAAAUCUAGGACAGAGACACAUACAAAUCGAAAGAUGAGAGUAACAGACAGAUAUAUAAAUAGAUAAUGCGAAAGAAACCAACUCAGAUCAACAUAAAGACAUAUAAAGAUAAACGAAGAGUGAGGGUAGAAGGAAAGUAAAUAAUAAAAAGGGAGCCAUAAAUCCAUAGAUACCUAACAACGUAGGAAACAGUGAUGCCAAAGAAAGAUGCCUAUAAGAAAUAAUAACAUAAGAAAUAAGCGUGUCACAUAGAGCCAUACUCACAGAUACCGGUCGACAUUUCCCGCACGAGUCGUUUUAUCUAAAUUCCUUCUUCAUGAUAUUAUCUCAUGAUAAGAUAUUUUGAUACAAACGAGUGAAAGUUAGUAAGGGUACAGUUAAUACCCAUCGUAGUGUCGGUGCUGAGAGAAUAUGAUAUUGGAAUGGCGUUUCCCUCCGUGACCCAUGACACACAAGGAUCGUUGGCAACACUUGGUCAUAUGUCUAGGAACGGCCUCCAGCAUGUUCUCCCUUCCGUGGAUCUUGCAGAUGUUGGGCGUUGCGAUAGAAUCCGUCGAUAGAAUCCUACGUUUCCUCGACGAUAACACAGGGACUUUUGACGUCUACCUCUUCCUCAGUUACGUCUUAAAGGGCUUCCUCUUUAACAUCCUCGCAUCGUGGAGCUACGUCGGGGCAGGACUCGUUAUUUUCUACUGCGUCUCCUCGAGAGGACAUGAGGCCCAGCUAGAUAAGAAGAUAGCCCUCGCGAGAACCGACGCUGCUACAUUCAAGGACCUGUACAAAGAGGCUGGAAUCGAGCUGCCGCCGUGGAUCACCUUUCCAGAAGAAGAGCGAGCAGAAUGGUUAAGCAAGAUUAUCAAUCAGCUGUGGCCAAACGUUGAAGAAUAUGCUAGGGAUUAUUGCAAAUAUAUUAUGCAACCAUACCUAGCGAGUCGACUCAAAUUUAUAAACUUCAAAUUUAGCAAGAUACAUCUUGGCGACGUCGCCCCUAUGGUCACCGGUGUUAAGGUUCAUAAUAGCACCUCGCGCCACAGGAUUACAAUGGAUGUGAACAUUGUAUUUACAGGGAAUAAUUCAUUUGAAAUAAGCGCCAUUGGAUUCGAAGCAGGCAUUAAAGAAUUUAAAAUUUCCGGACAAAUGCGCAUCGUCCUUUCGCCUCUAGAAAAUUACGCUCCAUUCAUACGAGGUUUUCAAGCUUUCUUCCUCCGAAAACCUGAUUUCCAUUUCAAAUUCACUAAAGUGGCGGAACCCCUAAAUUACUUCGAGGAUGUGUUUGGUGACUUGAUGUUGAAGACCUGGGUUUUCCCGGAAAAAUAUUGUAGCGUCAACGACACCUUGGAUCAAAUGCCAGUCGUUCAGGGUGUGAUCCGCCUAACAUCGGUGAGGGCUGAGGACCUGGCUAGGGAAGCCUCACGCUGCACGAUCUCUCUCAGAGUACAAGAACAUACCGCAGAGACGACAAAAAGAUCUUGCAAUCCGAUUUGGAAUGAUCUCAGCUACGAGUAUUGGGUCGAGAACAGAGAUUCCGAAGUGGUUGAAUUUGAGAUUUACGACGGGAACAGUUUUAUAGGAUGUUGUGAACUGGAAGUUCAGAGGAUAUAUGAAGGCAUAGAUGAAGCCAACCCAAUACAACUAACCGAUGCCACGUUAGGUCGUCUGUAUGUCAACGCUACUUGGUAUGACCUAAAAAAUGAAGUUAUACCCUAUGAAACGGAGGAGGGACCCUUUCACGCGGCUGUUCUCGUGGUGUGGGUGGACUCCGUCAUAGGUCUCACUGGAAAACCUAAUCCAACAGUGCAGCUUCGUGUCGGUGACGAUAAGCCACUAAAAACAAGGAAGGAGCAGAAAGCGAACAACCCGGUCUUUGAGGAGGACUUCUUCUUAUUUGUAAAAGACCCGCGAACUGAAGAACUGAAGGUGGAGGUAAUUGACAUGAAAACAGUCCAGUCAUUAGGCGCACUGAAGUUCAGCAUUGUUGACCUGCUGACAGAACCGAAUCUUGAGAUUUUGGCAAAGGAAUACAGUCUGGAUGGGUCUUCUGCGUUUAUCCAGCUCAGCAUGUCUCUAAGGAUUAUGAAACCUAAUUGUAGUACCCAAAAUGCGGGCUCUAGUACUUCGAUACAGGUUACAGAUGUAACUGAUGCAGUACCAACAGCGAGCACAGAGCCUACUGCAGAAACUACGUGUGUUGAAGAGGUAAUCCCCGCAGUAGCCACUCCUCUGACGCAGAAUUCUCCCUCAUCAACAUGCAGCGAGGAAUCUCUAGACAGGGCAACACCUACAAGCAGUGCUGCGACACGUGAGCCUGGACGUAUUCAGCUGACAGUCAAGUAUGAACCGAACAUACUCACCGUUGUUGUACACCAGAUUGAAAAUUUACCAGUGGGGAAGAGUGGAGAGCUGCCUGACACCAAAGUGAAGCUGCACCUCCUGCGAGACCGCUCCAAAGACAUCAAGCAAAAGACCAGUCUCAUCAGAGGCGACUGCAAUCCCAAGUAUGAUGAGCGUUUUGAGUGUGCUAUCCAGCCCAUUGAGCUCACGCAAUGCAUCCUUGAAGUGCGUGUCAUCAAAAAGAGGGGAAUCUCCUCACUGGCGAUGGGUCAGGUCAUACUGGACUGCAGCAGCCUCCCUGACUCCAGCGAAAUGCCCCAGUGGUAUGACCUUACUCCAGCAGCCGAUUGCGAGAGAGAGGGAAGCCGGCAGAGUAUACGAAGCAGAAGGUGGAGAAGUAGUUUUCACAGAAUCACUAAAUAAGGCUGUCUGACAUCAGACACUUUUUUGACGCCCAAAUCCCGAUGGCAUCGGAAACGUUCGGCCAGAAUGUCUGUGGUAUAUCUGAAUUGCGCUCCGAAGUGCAGGCACAGAAUUAUGUCAGGCAGGCGCUAUAUAUCACAACGCAAAACAACUGAUUUAAUAAAGCAAUGGAUGCAUUAAUAUGGUGCUGUCAUAAAAAGUAUAUA
Messenger RNA from Penaeus indicus, 3162 nucleotides. Its product is annotated as extended synaptotagmin-2-like. Gene Ontology annotation, cellular component: extrinsic component of cytoplasmic side of plasma membrane; endoplasmic reticulum membrane. The coding region runs from base 647 to 2956 and encodes 769 amino acids. Lineage: Eukaryota; Metazoa; Arthropoda; Malacostraca; Decapoda; Penaeidae. The transcript is spliced from 19 exons. Gene Ontology annotation, molecular function: calcium ion binding; phosphatidylinositol binding; phosphatidylethanolamine binding. The record is from RefSeq and is a predicted model, not a curated record.